This is a messenger RNA of Podarcis raffonei (Aeolian wall lizard), 2461 nucleotides long. RefSeq names its product ribonuclease H2 subunit B (gene RNASEH2B). The coding region runs from base 25 to 807 and encodes 260 amino acids. The record is from RefSeq and is a predicted model, not a curated record. The transcript is spliced from 10 exons. Gene Ontology annotation, cellular component: ribonuclease H2 complex; nucleoplasm. NCBI's taxonomy places the organism in Eukaryota, Metazoa, Chordata, Lepidosauria, Squamata, Lacertidae. Gene Ontology annotation, biological process: ribonucleotide metabolic process; RNA catabolic process.
GGUCCGCGGCGAGCAGAAGGCAACAUGCCGGCUGGGAGGCAGCGGGUCUUGGAAGCCUCCGCGGGGAACGGAGGCGGCGGCGGCCAAUGGGUGAUCGUUGCGCCAGAAUCUGCUACUAAUCUGCCAAAGAAGCCGGGCUCUGAGCCUUUAUUUACAAAACUGCGUAAUCCAAGUACAGGACAAGCAGCCCUUUACUUGUUCGGAAGUGAUGGCCGUCAGGUGUUUGAAGUGAAAGCUUUUCAUGAAGAAUACCGGUCGUGGUUUAUAGGCGAAGCUGUUCAACAUGAUGGACGGCUAUUAUUUGCUACACCAGUGGAUCCCUUAUUUCUGUUGUUGUUUUACCUUACCAAGGCAGAGAAAGAGCAGGGAAAGUUUCAGCCUUUGGAUCAGUUCCUGGUAGACGAAGAGUUCUCUUCCUGUGCAGUGUUGCUAAAUUGCAAGAACGUUUCUCAAUCUGUUCACCACCUAGUAGAUGAAAAAGAAAUAGGUGGCAGAAAAUUUUAUAAAUACAGCGAGGAGAAAACACUGAAGUGGCUGAAGAAGAAGGUCGACCAGACUGUCAAAGUGUUAAAAGACAAUGACAUACCUGUGGGUGGAAAGGUGCAGUCUGCUACAUUUAUCAGCGGCAAACGGAACACGGAUGCCACUGAAGAGGACUAUAUUCGCUAUGCUCAUGGUUUAAUUACUGAAUAUAUUUCUGAAGAGCUGAGUACCGCACUAGCUCAGUAUUUGAGGCUCCCACAGAUUGCAAGUCCUCCAGCGGAGCCAGCAUCUAAGAUGUCUGCCCGUCACCAGAGGAAGAGAUGAAGGGAAUGAAAGGAAAUGUGGAUGCCUUGUUUUAAUGUGGAACAUUCCUAAAGCCAUUUUAAAGAAAUGCAAAUUGUAUUGUUAGAGACUGUUAUCCAGGUGAGAUUUGUUGGUAGAGCUGGAAUUCAAUGAGGUCAAUUUCCCUUCUGGUAUGUGGUUGGGAUCUCUCGCUUGAAGUUCUAGAUUUUGAUCUAGUACAAUUAUUCCUUGUCCUUUGAGCAGUUCUGGCUUGGUGCACCUUGUCUGCUUACUGCUGUCUGCUUCCAGCAAAUGUAUUGAGGGGCUUGUCCACAUGUGAGCAUUAUUUAUCUGUUAAUCCACUUUUUCCCAUCCAAAUCAACUUGGAGUAUUCCACACUUGUGCAUACUUGAAUUUGUUUCUGAGGAGAAACCACAAUCUUUCGCAUUCAUACUGGUAGGAGUUUCCUUUUCUGUUUGAACCUGUCUUCUCAUUUGUUAUUAUGCCAAUUAAGUAACAACAGGGAACGCGCACAGAUAGCUGUGCACCUUGGGUUUUUUAUUUAUUUGGAAAAUCUGCAUAAGAAGUGUGCAGUAGGCAUAGCCAGGCAAUUGUAAAUUUGCUUGUGCAGUUUUCUGGUCUCAGCAAACCUGAUGGUUCAGAAUUAUACACACACAAAGGAGGAGAGGCUAAUGCUAGUGCCAUUUCCUUGUGCAGUUUUCUGGUUUUGUGCAAAUCUGAGGGAUCAAAAGGAUAAAAAUAUCCUCCUUUCAGGAAUGUACCAGAAAUAGUUACAAGAAAAGAAAUGAAAAGACUGAGGAAGCAGUGGGGUGGAAGGGGGUUAGCCAAAAGUGACAAUUGAUCCACCCACCCCAAACUACCAAAACAAAUUAUUUGUGACCCUGAAUGGAGCGGUUUGGAGUCGAAUUUCCAGCGAUUUACCAAUCAAGAUUUGUAUUAUUUGAGGGUAAAGUUCUGGUACAACACAAAUUACGUGUGAACGCAAACCUACGGCAAACUCUGGCGUGGGAAAGCUCUAGAUAAUACUGUUUAAUCUUAUUAAGGGCAUAUAUAGGUAAUUUAUUUUCCUUUCUGAAAAAGCACAACAUCUAACCCUUGUGCCUAUGGGAGGAAAGGUAACUGAAGGACCACUUGCUCCCAAAUAAACUUGCCUGUAUGUUUCUGCCUUCAAAAUAGAGGCAGAUGACAACAAGAGACAGUGCUUUUUCUGUGGUGGUUCCCUGGUUGGGGGAAACUCAGAGAUACUUGGCUUGUGCCUGCUUCACUAACUUCCUGAACUUUGAAAGGUUGAUAUAUUAUUACUGUUUCUUGCACUACUUGUACUACUGUUCUGAUGGCUGGGUGUGUGCUUUUCUUCUUUAUUUUUAGCAAUUUAAUGUUAAAGUUUUUUGUGUGGUCUUUUUACUUUUUUAUUGGGUUUCUGCCAUGGAAACUUCUGUUGAAAGUUGAUAUGUCAAUUUUUAAAAGUAGUUUAAUGAACCAGGGACUAUGCAAAGAACCCUUUACCCUGGAUUAUUCCCUUCACAAUAAAGAUGCACUUUUCCCCACACAUGAUUCCUAUUUUCCCUUAAGGCAGGUGUUUUGUCGUGGCGAUACUGCACUUUCCCCUCAAAUCACAUUAUUAUUUGUUUGAGGAAAUGGAAUUUUUAGAAGCUGUGUGCUGUUCCUCUACCCG